Rhea pennata is the source of this 683-nucleotide messenger RNA. RefSeq names its product NADH:ubiquinone oxidoreductase subunit B3 (gene NDUFB3). Gene Ontology annotation, biological process: electron transport chain; mitochondrial respiratory chain complex I assembly. NCBI's taxonomy places the organism in Eukaryota, Metazoa, Chordata, Aves, Rheiformes, Rheidae. The record is from RefSeq and is a predicted model, not a curated record. Gene Ontology annotation, cellular component: mitochondrion. The transcript has 4 exons. Bases 280 to 582 code for a protein of 100 amino acids.
AGAGCCCCAGGGCGGCGGAGGGUGGCGGAGGGUGGCCUUAGCGCCUUCACCACUGCACCGGGAAAGAGCUCGAAGGGGCCGGACGGGAGCUGCCCGGAACCUCCGUGGCGCGCUGUGCUUCCCGCGGAGGCCGUUCCUCUCCCGGCUUCCGCUUCCGGGCAGCGGUCGUGUCCUGACGGAGGGUCGCGCAGCGGGCAGUAUUAUAGGGCUUGUGAUAAGACUACUUUCACUAGCAGUGCUGAAGACUGAAAACUCACUGUAUUGUGCCACAAAACAGGUAUGGGGCAUGGAAAUGAACAUGGCCAUGGCCACGGUCACGGCAAAAUGGAACUCCCUGACUAUAGGCAAUGGAAGAUAGAGGGUACGCCUCUUGAACAAGUUCAGGAAAGGCUGGCUAGACGGGGUCUGAGGGAUCCAUGGGCUCGCAACGAAGCCUGGAGGUUUAUGGGUGGCUUUGCAAAACCUGUUACCUUAACAGAAGUCCUUACUAAGGGAUUCAAGUGGGGAUUUGCAGCUUUUGUCAUAGCUCUUGGCGUUGAAUAUGUAAUGUUUCCUCCGAAGAAGAAUGGAGGUCAUCACUGAAGAUCAAGUAUGAGAACUUGUUGUUUCUAAACUAAAACGUACAAUAGCUUGCUUCUCCUUCUAUACCUAUAAUAUUAAAGUCUGUCCAUCGCAGGCAGAAA